UCGGGUCGUCGAGAAAGGCAUCAGCAACACCGUUGCUUUUGUUGGGUGUAUGGCAAAUGGUGAAUGUGAAUUGGGCAAGGAAGUCGAGCCAUCGAGCUUGGCGUGGGGUGAUAUCUUUCUUGGUAAGGAUGGAAGAAACGAUGGUGUUGUCAGUGCGGAUGGUGAAGUAUUGCCCGUUGAGAUACGGGCGCCAGACUGUGAGGGCGUGAAUCACGACGAGGAGUUCCUUCUCGUUGGAGGGGUAAUUCAUCUCCGCGGGAAGGGGCUUCUUGCUUGCGAAGGCGAUGGGGUAUUCCCCGGAUGGAGCCUCGGGGUGAGUGGGCGCGUCCUUGAUGGACGGGGUCUCGACGGUGUCGCAGGGGAAAUGUUGGGACAGUAUGGCUCCAAUGGCGAAGUCGAAGGCAUCAGUGGUGACAUAGAAAUGGCGAGUGGGGUCGGCGAUCUUGAAGACAGGGGUCAUGGUGAUGGUUUGCUUGAGGGAGUCGAAAGCGUGUUGGCGGCGAUCGUUCCAAUUGAAGGGUUCGUCCUUGCGUGUGAGUUCGUGGAGAGGGUAAGAGAUCUUGGAAAAGUUGCGAAUGAACGGGCGGUAAUAGUUGGCAAGGCCGAGGAAGGAACGAAGUUGGAGGAGGGUCUUGGGCGGGGGGUACUCGACGAGGGUUGUGACCUUCGAGGGGUCCAUACGGAUGCCUUCAACGGAGACAAUGUGGCCAAGGAUCGAGAGGACUUGGCGAAUGUGUUGAAGGUGGGACUUGAAGGUGGGGCUAAAGUUGAGGAUGUCAUUAAGGUACACGACGACAAAGGCUUCGAGGAGGUCACCGAAGAUGUGGUUCAUGGUGGACUGGAAUGUGGUGGGGGCAUUGGUGAGUCCGAAAGGCAUUACGAGGAACUCGUAGUGCCCGAACCGAGAGCGGAAUGCGGUCUUGUGGGUGUCUUCGCGGAUACGGAUCUGGUGGAAGCCACUGCGGAGGUCGAUCUUGGUGAAAUAUUUGGCUCCAAGGAGGCGAUCAAGAAGUUCAGAUAUCCGGGGGAGUGGGUACUUGUUCUUGAUGAUGAUCCGGUUCAAGGCACGGUAGUCUGUGCACAUGCGGAAUUCGGAGGUGUCGUUCUUCUUGACGAAGAGACAACUGGUUCCGAAGGGGGAGGAGCUAGGCUUAGUGAAUCCUUUUUCAAGGAGUUCAUCGAGUUGGCGCUUCAUUUCUUCGGCCUCGGGGACGGAGAGUUGGUACGGAGGGCGGCAAGGAGGAGAAUGGUCUGGCUCGAGAUCAAUGAUGUGGGAUACAUCUCGAUCGGGAGAUCAGAGAAGGUGGUAGAGAAGGGGUUAGGGAUGAGAGUAAAAGAGCAGGUGCCAGUGGGAAGCUCGACCGGCAGGAUAGCAGAUGUCGUUGGGAGGGGGGCAGGCGGAGUAGACUGCGUCGCUUGGGGUCGUCUGAUGGGAUAGGUAUAUGCGUUCUGCGGGUGCAAGUUUCUGGAGACGGCGGGGUGGAGAGGAAGAGGGCGGUCGGGAGGCACAAUCCUGGCGUUCCAUCCGCAUAAGGUGGGCGGCCUCGAGGUCCUCAAUCGUGAAUUGGGAGGGGUCAAGAGAGGCAGUGUCGAGGUUGUCAUCGGAGGUGGGUGCAGUGGUGUCGUCAGUGGUGAUGUUAUGGAAGAAGCGGGGGUGGGAGGGAGCGGGCACGGACUGGUGAUGGGUAUGGAGUCGAUCGUGGUGAAGCAUGCGAGAGAGGAGGUCAGCAAGGGGCAUGUCGGGUUCGUGGGCGAGGGCGGUUGCAAGAUCUUUGUGGCAUACUCGCUUGAUGCGGGAGAUGAACGCAAAGUCGGGAAUGACGGUGGUGGGGAGGUGAUGGCGGAGGGAGCGGAUGUAUUGGACGAAGCGGUCCCUGGGACCGGUCUGGAGGAGGUGACAGAAUUGUUCGAGGUAGUCAUCGAUGGUUUCCUGGGGGCAGAAGGUGGCAGUGAGACGGUUGGCCCAUUGGAGGAAGGAGUGACGCGGUCCUUCAGAGGCGCGGCGGUUGCUGACUUCGGCCAUCCACCAUUUGGUGGCAUUGCCGAGGAGGCGGGAGGUGGCAAUGGGAAGCCAGUGGACAAGGGGCAUGUGGUGGAGCUUGAAAGAGUUUUGGAGUUGGGUAAGGAAGAGGAAAACGUCCUCGUGGGGAAGGUCGGAGAAGGGCAUGAUGUCGGCGGAUCGGAAGGAACGGGGAUUUUCCCUUCGUGGGAAACGAUCCGGGCGAGGGUGUUGAAGUUGAGGUUAUCGGGGGUACUGUCGCAGGUGUAAUCGAAUUGACUGUUGUCGUCAAGGAGGUAGUUGGGGGGAAGUUGUGGCAUUGCGGGGUAAACCCCGGAGGUGA
This is a messenger RNA of Chara braunii, 2342 nucleotides long. Lineage: Eukaryota; Viridiplantae; Streptophyta; Charophyceae; Charales; Characeae. The record is from the annotation of a GenBank genome assembly.